AUGAGUUUAAUAAACAAUUAUCAAAUUGAUAAAAUAAAUAAUGAUGAUUCUGUUGAAACAAAAACAGAUUUAAUAAAUAUACUUGAUGAUGAUUGUUUAUCAAUAAUAUUAUCGUAUCUUCAACCACUUGAACUUGUUGAAAUGAAAAAAGUUUGCCAACGUUGGAAUUAUCUGACAGAAUUAGCUUGGAUUUUUAUCAAAAAAUUUGAAUGUACUACUCCAAUUUUUGGCUAUAAAAAUAAUUGGCAAUUGGUAAAGUCUGAUAAAUUAGAAGAUGUCAUUAUAUAUGGUGGUCGUUAUUUAACACAUUUAACAUUAAAAAAUGUAUGUGGAUCUAAAAUUUUACCAUUGAUACGUGAUCAUUGUCACAAUCUUGUUAGACUUGAAUUAGUUUUAAACGGAAUGCGUUAUAAGGAUAUAGAACAUUUUGAAAAUGCAUUUACUAAAAUGAAUCAACUGAAUUACAUAUCAAUUAACAUGGAUCCAAUAUGUUAUUGGAAUAAUGAAUGGUUGUAUAGAGCUAUUUUAUCAACUCUUCAUACAUCUAUCAAUGAAAUUCAUUUACCAUCACUACGUAAUUCUGAUACAUAUGAAUAUAGGGAAUGCAAUCCUCGAUACGUUAAUUGCUGGAUAAAAAAAUUUAAUAAUCUCCAAGCAUUGACAUUGCAUUAUCAAGCAACACAUGACAAUGAUAUAUUAAAAAUAUUAAAUUAUAAAACAUUAUUACAUUUGUCAUUGAGCAAAGGAACAUUUACAAAUUAUUCAUUGAUAACAUUAUCUAAUUUCAUAAAUUUAGAAUAUUUAGAUUUAUCAUAUAUGUGUUAUGUUUAUGAUGACGUAGUUUUCAAUAUUGCUAACAACUGUUGUAAAUUAAAAUAUUUGAAUUUAAAAAAGUGCGUUUUAGUUACUGGGAUUUCUAUAAACAAAUUAGCAAAACUCAUAGAUUUGGAACAUUUAAUUGUUGAAAAGUUAAAUCUCUAUGAAAAUUGUAUUUAUAAUAUUGCAAAUAAUUGUAAAAAUCUAAAGAGUUUAAAUAUAUCUGAUAGUAAAUAUGUGCAAAAAUCAGAUAUUAUGAAAAUUGGUGAAUUAAAAUUUUUAGAACACUUGGAGCUUUGUAAUUUAAGUAGUGUUGAUGAUGAUGGAUUGAUAAAUAUUAUUCAUAAUUCUUGUAAUUUAAGAUACUUGGAUAUAAAAAAAUGCUAUAAUUUAACUAAGAAUGCUCUUGUUGAGAUUAGAAAAUUAAAAAAGUUAGAAACACUUAUAGUAACUCGUGUUCAUGAUAUCGAUGAUGAAUUUAUUUCUCAUUUAUACAAUUUAAAAUAUUUAAAUUGCAUGGGAUCUAAAGUAACUGAUGUUGGCAUCAAAAAUGUUAUUAAAAAUUGUCCAAGUAUUGGAAAAUUAUGUGUUAUUGAUACUAAAAUCACUGUUGACAGUCUAUUUUUUGCUGCUCAAGAAGCAAAUAAACGUUCAGCUAAUAUCAUUCUAACAAUUGAAGUUGAUACUGUCAUCAAAAAGAAAUAUAAAAAAAUUUCUCGAACUAAUUCAAAUUUUUUGUUUAAAAUUAAAAGACCAUAUUAUUAAAAUUCAUAAUUUUUAAAUAUUACAUUUACAAUUAAUUGAUUGAUCAUUAUAAUUUUCAUAUCAACCAAUGAAUAAUUUUUCUAAUAUUUAUUAUAAAAAAUAAGUUGAAUAAACAACAAGUUAAUAAUAAAAAAAUAUAUUUUGUAUUGAUAUUUAAAAUAAAAAAUUAAUAAACAUUG
Aphidius gifuensis is the source of this 1760-nucleotide messenger RNA. RefSeq lists its product as uncharacterized. Gene Ontology annotation, molecular function: protein binding. The transcript is spliced from 3 exons. Gene Ontology annotation, cellular component: SCF ubiquitin ligase complex. The coding region runs from base 1 to 1581 and encodes 526 amino acids. Lineage: Eukaryota; Metazoa; Arthropoda; Insecta; Hymenoptera; Braconidae. The record is from RefSeq and is a predicted model, not a curated record. Gene Ontology annotation, biological process: SCF-dependent proteasomal ubiquitin-dependent protein catabolic process.